AUGGUCAAGAAAAGAAAGAACAACGGCCGCAACAAGAAGGGCCGCGGCCACACCAAGCCCAUCCGCUGCAGCAACUGCUCGCGAUGCACGCCCAAGGACAAGGCCAUCAAACGCUUCACCAUCCGCAACAUGGUUGAGUCUGCUGCCAUUCGCGACAUCUCGGAUGCCUCCGUCUUCGCGGAGUAUACCGUCCCCAAGAUGUACCUGAAGCUGCAGUACUGCGUCUCUUGCGCCAUUCAUGGCAAGAUUGUCCGUGUCCGAUCGCGCGUGGGCCGCCGCAACCGCGCCCCCCCGCCGCGUGUCCGCUACAACAAGGACGGCAAGAAGAUUGUGCCCACGACCCCUAAGGCCUAG
This is a messenger RNA of Hirsutella rhossiliensis, 354 nucleotides long. Its product is annotated as ribosomal protein s26e domain-containing protein. Gene Ontology annotation, molecular function: mRNA binding; structural constituent of ribosome. Gene Ontology annotation, biological process: translation. Lineage: Eukaryota; Fungi; Ascomycota; Sordariomycetes; Hypocreales; Ophiocordycipitaceae. The record is from RefSeq and is a predicted model, not a curated record. The transcript has 4 exons. Bases 1 to 354 code for a protein of 117 amino acids. Gene Ontology annotation, cellular component: ribosome; cytosolic small ribosomal subunit.